Messenger RNA from Plectropomus leopardus (leopard coralgrouper), 2587 nucleotides. RefSeq names its product POU class 2 homeobox 3 (gene pou2f3). NCBI's taxonomy places the organism in Eukaryota, Metazoa, Chordata, Actinopteri, Perciformes, Serranidae. Gene Ontology annotation, cellular component: nucleus. Gene Ontology annotation, molecular function: RNA polymerase II cis-regulatory region sequence-specific DNA binding; DNA-binding transcription factor activity, RNA polymerase II-specific. Gene Ontology annotation, biological process: regulation of transcription by RNA polymerase II. The record is from RefSeq and is a predicted model, not a curated record.
UGGAUUUCCAAAACUUUUCAUCCUAAUACUUGCUUUAUUUUAAGUAAUCAGGGAGGGCAGACAGCCGCUGAAGCAGCACAACCUGUUUGUCUGUCUGAGAUAUUAAGAUGAGCGCAGACACGGUGGAGCAGUCAGAGGCUCCAGCCGAACAGGCAGAGCAAAACGGGAUCGACUUCAAUCGACAAAUAAAGACGGAGGAGAUCAGUGACUCGCCUCAUUCAGCCGCCACGCUGAAGACAUGUCACCUGACGCAGAGCUCUCAAGUGCCUGGAGGUCAGCUGUCUGGGGAGCUCACCUCUCUCCACCCCAUGCAGCAGCUGGUUCUGAUGCCACCGUCUCACCUGUCCUCUCCCUCCCCCUUCCUGCUCUCCCAGAGUCCCACCAGCCACCAAGCUCUUCUGCAGCAGAACCUGCUGUCUCUUCCCUGUCAGAGUCAAACCAGUCUCCUUCAGCAUCAGCCUGGACUGGCUCUGACUCCCCAGGCCAUGAGUCGCUCGGGUCUGGCAGGGCCGUCUAUGGAGAACCACAUGGACAUGUCCCACCUGCAGAUGCCCAAACACAUGUCAGUCCCACCACAGGAGGAACCCAGUGAUCUGGAAGAACUGGAGCAGUUCGCAAAAGCAUUCAAACAAAGACGCAUCAAACUGGGCUUCACCCAGGGAGAUGUGGGGCUCGCGAUGGGAAAACUGUACGGUAAUGAUUUCAGCCAGACCACAAUCUCUCGCUUCGAGGCUCUUAACCUGAGCUUCAAAAACAUGUGCAAGCUCAAACCUCUGCUGGAGAAAUGGCUCAGUGACGCAGAGAACUCACCCUCUGACUCCAUGAGCAACCCCACCUCUCUGCCGCCCCUGAUGGAGGGCUACGGACGCAAACGGAAAAAGAGGACAAGCAUUGAAACAAACAUCAAGAUGACUCUGGAGAAACGCUUCCACGAUAACCCCAAGCCCAACUCCGAGGAGAUAACCCUGAUCUCGGAGCAGCUGUCGAUGGAGAAGGAGGUGGUUCGAGUUUGGUUCUGUAAUCGUCGUCAGAAGGAGAAGAGGAUCUACUGUCCGGUGGCCAGUUUAUCCGUGAAAAACCACAGUUACAACUCCAGAAUGGCCCCUUCAUCCAGAUCCUACAGUCCUCUGGCCUCAGGAGGAGUUUCAUCAAAUUCCUCUCCAAACAGUGCAAGCCGUGACGCUUCUCCCAACAGUCUGUCCACAACCUCUGUGCCUUUAACGUCUCAGGUCAACCCAGCCUCCUACAGCACGCCAGGGUCCUGGUACCGAUGGAAUCCUACUGUGUAUCAUCACUGAGAAACUCGAACUGUAUCAUAUGAAGUUUGUUUUGUUUUGAGAAGGACGUACAUUGAAGACGUGACCGAGUAACACAAUGACCCCUGUUAGGAACAGGGUUACAACUACAGGCUAAACUUUAGACGGACCCGUGAGACAAAACAGCAGAGGACUGCAAACACAGCGCUGUUAGGACAGCCUCGAGCUGUUUGAUUUGUGUUCAUGUGAUUCCUUUUUUUCAGGGGGGAACAUGAAGAAAAACACAAAUAUCGCAAACACUGGCGGGAAAAGUUCAAUAUGUUUCAGUUAAUCAGUUUGAAGGAUUCAGGUUCAGAUUCUUUAAGAUUUUGUGCCGAGCUGUUCCUUUUUAUUCUGCCAUCUUUCUGCUCAUAGUUGUUGCUGUUAUUGUAUGUUUUUAUGUUCAUAUUAUAGUUAUUGUUGUGUUAGUGACAUUGAUUCAAUUCGACAUCGUGCACUGCUAGCCUGUCUAAAUAAAUGUGCAGUCAAAACAAAAGGAUUUCAUUCAAUUGUUCACACAAAAAGGCCUCAUAUCAUUGAAAACAGCAGCUUUAUAUUUAAGGAUAGGUCUGUGUAUCUAGAACUUGGGUUGUAAUAUUGCAGUUUGAUUAUUUCUUCUAUCAGCUAUGAUAACAACUAAAACAGUUUAUGUAGAUUAUUGCUCUCACUCUGCAGUCACUAGAAGUGACCUCAGGUGUUGCUAAUAAUCCCAAAUUGCACUAGAAAACUAUGAAAGCACAACAAGUCUAAAUUAAGUCUGUUUGUAAACUGUGGUGGAUAUUUGUAACACACUGUUUGGUCACUGAGUUCACUCUCUGACUUUGUUUUUUCCUCCACAACACGUUUGAACCCUGAAGGUAUUCAGCUCUUUGCAACUUGUCCUCUUCUUUAAGAUGUUGAAACUUACAAAUAAAGACCCAAGAUAUAAUAAAACAGAAUUAAACACACCUUUUUUAAAGAAUUCAGAAUAAAUUUAACAAAGUUAGCACUGUUAUUGGUUAUUUUUUUUCAAAUGAGAAACAUUUCUGUAUUUUAUUUUUUUGUCCUUACUCUUUUUUUUACACUUUUUGGAAGUUGGCAAGGCUCAAUCGCAGUCUUGACAGAGUAUUUUAGGUAUAUUAUAUUCAUAUUAGCUCAUAUUAGGUCUUUUUUUUGUCAACAAAUCCAAUGGAAAAGACUAAAACCAACAAUGUUAGUUUGAGUUUUGAUACUUUUUAGACUUCCCACCCUCACUGUGGCCCUCAGCCCCAAAAACCUUUAGUUUAUAUAUAUAUAUAUACAUAUAUAUAUAA